AUGAUUUGCAUAAAAUGCGGCAGGUGCAAUUCUAGCCUUUACACUGUAUAUAACAAAACAAACAUAAAAUUGAAUGAAUGUAAUCGAUGUAAUGAGAUAUGUGAUGAGUAUAUGGAGAAAAAUACCUUUUUAAUUUUUAUGAAUAUAUUAUUUUUGAAGCCAGAAAUAUAUAGACAUAUAGUUUUCAACAGGUUAAAAUAUCAUGACAGAUUUAUACACGUAUUUUUUUUAAAAAUGAUUUUUUUAUUUAUAAUAAUAAAUGUUUAUUUACAUCCUAAUUUUGAAAGUGAUCAUGUAGAGAAAAAUGUUCUAUCAGACAUAUUUUUUAUGAAUAACAAUUUUGAAUAUACUAGGGAAAAUGACUCUCCAAGUUAUAAUUGUUCCUCUUACACGUUAUUUAUGUAUAAAUAUGAUGAAAAAUAUAAAUUAUAUGGUUUAUAUAACAUAUCUAAUAAUUCAAACAUAAGCAAUUUAGUUAAUAUACACAAAGACAAAUUCUUAACCUGCAUUUUUAAUAACAAAUUAAGUCAUCGCAAUGUUUGUAUUGUUAAUAGAAACUAUAAACACUCAUAUGACUAUGACAAGCAUCUUAUAGAUAUAUUUCUACACAAUAAUUCACAGAAUAUCAAUAAAUAUAAGGAUACAAAAAAGUUAAGUCUUAACAUUGAUCAAGAAGGGAAAAGAAAAAAAAAAAAAAAAAAGAAAAAAAAAGAGAGUGACAAUGAUAAAAAUGAGAAUAGUCCUAACAGUGAGACAUACCAUAACAGGGACAAAAACGAGAACGUUCCAAACAGUAAUAAUUGCAAAAACUAUGAGAACGAGGAGGACAAAAAUAGUAGAGGGAUCAGGUCAAACAUAGCAAAGUAUACAAGAAAAGCUAUUUCAUAUUUAACAAGCAAAUUAAAAUACGAAUCUAUAUUUAAGCUAAGAAGAAACAACUUGCUAUUAAAGAAUGAUCUAAUAACACUAAAAAAUUCUGAUGAGUACAACAGUCUAUAUCAAAUAAUAAAUGUUCUCAUAUAUUACAACAUUCACGAAUACAAAAUAGUUCUUGAAACAAAAGAAAAAGAAACAUUUAAUGUUAACUAUGUUAUGAAAAUUAUAUCUAAUAUAUUUUUUUAUGAUAAAUCGUUAAAAAAAAAAAAUUAUAUAAAAAGUGAUUCAAAUAUACAUUUAAUAAAUAAAAACUCCAAUGAUUUUUGUUAUGAUAAAAGUAAAGAGUCCACCUUUGAUAAUGUAUGUCAUGAUUAUGACUACAUAGGUAAUAAUUCCCACGGAUUAAAAGGCUUAUGUAAAAAUUUAAUAAGAAAAAUAAACAGCAUAUUCAAUAAAAAUGCAGAAGAAAUAACAAAAAAACAAAAUAAAAGUACAAAAAAUAUUAAAAUUAAACAAAUAAGCAUGUAUUCUAAGCUUUUGUUUUCAGAUUUAGACAAUGAAAAAUUCAUUUUAAAAAUCUGUAAUUCGUCAUUUUCUCUCAAAAAUUUAAAGUCCGUUACUAUUAACUAUAUUACUUAUUUUUUAUUACUAUGUAUUUUCACGCACCUUCUUAAGUUAUACCAGCAAAGAAAGUACAAUGUUAAUAUAACGAUGGUAAAAUACAAUUAUCUUUUUAUGCUUUUUGUAUUAAGUAACUAUCCCUUGGUAAUAUAUUUUAUUUUACAAGUCUUUAAUUACAAUUAUAUAAAUAUUUAUUUAAAAAUUUACACAAUCAUUUGCAAUACAAUAGCAUAUCACAUAUUCAUAUCUAGCGACAACAAUUAUGUAUGUUAUUCUAUCUUUUCUGUACUUACAAGCUAUUUACUCAAAAACAUUCUCAUGAUUAAAGUAAAUGCAUAUAUUUAG
This is a messenger RNA of Plasmodium malariae, 1842 nucleotides long. It is a transcript of the gene ARV1, whose product is annotated as protein ARV1, putative. The transcript has a single exon. NCBI's taxonomy places the organism in Eukaryota, Apicomplexa, Aconoidasida, Haemosporida, Plasmodiidae. Gene Ontology annotation, cellular component: Golgi apparatus; cortical endoplasmic reticulum. Bases 1 to 1842 code for a protein of 613 amino acids. The record is from RefSeq and is a predicted model, not a curated record. Gene Ontology annotation, biological process: sterol metabolic process; intracellular sterol transport; regulation of plasma membrane sterol distribution.